Molecule: messenger RNA, 1545 nt
Organism: Mucor velutinosus
Lineage: Eukaryota; Fungi; Mucoromycota; Mucoromycetes; Mucorales; Mucoraceae
Exons: 5
Coding region: 1-1545 (514 amino acids)
Biological process (GO): transmembrane transport
Cellular component (GO): membrane
Molecular function (GO): transmembrane transporter activity
Source: RefSeq, a predicted model, not a curated record
AUGUUAUUACUAGCACCCUCAUCAUCCCAUAAAUCGUAUCAAUCGACUGAUAACUACCACAUAUUGAAAACAAAAGAGGCUUCGCUUAAAGAUGACGGCGACGAUGGUGAGUUUAUAGACGACGAAUUCAGUUGGACUCCUAAAGAGGAGGCUCAAGUAUUGCGCAUCUUGGACAAAUAUCUCAUGAUGUUUAUUCUGAUAAUGACCUUUGUAUUGAACAUGGAUCGAACGAAUAUUUAUAAUUUAGCCGUGGAUCUCAAUAUCACAAACGACGAUGUAAACACCAGCAUUUCAGUCUAUCAUUUCGUAUUCACAUUAUUCACACUACCGUCUAAUGCUGUAUCGAAGGCAGUAGGCGCUCAUCUAUGGAUCCCAACUUUGAUGAGCUCGUGGGCUGCUGUUACUUGGGCACAUGCGUUGAUCUAUGAUUUCAGGGGAUUUCUUACUGUUAGAGUUUUGAUCGCCAUUACGGAAGCAGGAUUUAUACCCGCAUGUCUUGGCUACAUGUCUUCAUGGUACAAGACGAAUGAACUGGCGACUCGGUUAGCUUGGUUCUGGGGAGCACAGGCUUUAGCAUCUGCAGUUUCAGGUUUAAUUUCCUUUGGUGUCUUCCGAAUGAGAGGUAUAUAUGGCUUGGAAGGCUGGAAAUGGCUGUUCAUCAUUGACGGCAUCGCAACGCACAUUGUUGGCUUGAUUGCAUUCUUUUAUUUACCUGCUUCACCGGCUCAUACAGAGGGUGGUCUGCGAGGCCAAGACGGUUGGUUAACAAAGAGGCAAAUCCGAAUAGCCGCAUUAAGAAUCACUCGAGAUGAUGCUGCCAAAAAGGAGCACAACAAAUCUAUUAGCCGUACAGAUGUUCAUCAAGCUAUCACUGACAUUAAUCUCUGGACGCAUUUGCUGAUCACGUUUCUAGGUAAUAUGCCAGCCUCACCCAUUAACACCUAUUUGCCAACUAUUAUCAAGGAUGCAGGAUUCUCUACCACAACAGCAAAUCUUUUGACAGCCCCAUCUCAUAUUAUUGGGUUGAUAUUUUCAAUUCUGAUAGCAAGGAGUUCGGAUAAACGUGGCAAUGUUGUCUUUCACGCCUUGAUAGGAUCCAUAUGGGGCUUGAUUGGCUUCAGCUUGUUGGAGAUCCUGCCAGACUCUAUUGGAAAGUGGCCAUUGUAUGCGGCCGCCCUCUUUACAGCCUCAUCACCCUCAUGGCAUGGUAUGCAGAUUGCCUGGAUGGCAUCAAAUAUAGCACCCAUAGGUAAAAGGACCUUGGCUUUGGCAGCCGUGAUUGGAGCAGCAAAUAUAAAUGGCGUGCCAGGAUCGCAGAUAUAUCAAGUGUCUGAUGCUCCUCGGUACAGACACGGCAACAAGAUCAACAUGUUACUGCAUAUCAUAACAAUUUCGUUGUUUCUCUAUCAAAGAACAAAAUAUGACCUGAUCAACAAAUGGAGAGCGUAUCAAUGGCGUCAAAUGACUGAUUUUCAAAAGAAGGUUUACAACAUUGAGCAUGAAGCUCAGGGAAACAACCGUUUAGAUUUCAAAUAUCGCCUGUAG